Messenger RNA from Acanthosepion pharaonis, 1140 nucleotides. Lineage: Eukaryota; Metazoa; Mollusca; Cephalopoda; Sepiida; Sepiidae. The record is from the annotation of a GenBank genome assembly.
AUGAAUCAUAUCAGCAAAGAUGAUCAAAAUGAUGACAAAACCAAUGAUGUCAGUAAAGUUAAUCAAAGUAGAGAGAAGACAGAUGGUGUCAGCAAAGGUAAUCAAAAUGAUGAAAAAACUGUUGUGGUUGAACAAGAUGAUAAAGAUGAUGAGAUACCUGAUGAUAUCAGCAAAGAUAACCAAAGUAAAGAGAAAAUAGAUAUGAUACAAGAAGAUCAAAUUACAGAUAAAUUUGAUAUCACUAAAGAUAAUUAUCAAACAACCGAGAAAAAUUAUGAUGUCAGCAAAGAUGAGCAAAGUCGUGAGAAAAUUCAUGAUCAAAAUGAUAACAAAAUCAACAAAGAUGAUCAAAGUAGAGAGAAAACUGACUAUGUCAGCAAAAGUGAGCAAAGGGAUGAGAUAAUUGAUGAUAGCAGCAAAGGUACAGUCGAAAUUGAUGAUGUCACAAAAGAUGGUCAUAGUGCAAAGAAAACUGGUGUCAGCAAAAAUGGUCCGAGUACAGCGAAAAUUGAUGAUGUCAGCAAAGGUGACGAAAGUCAGGAAGAAGUUGUUGUAAGCAAAGGAGACAAAAGUAGACAGAAAGUUGAUGAUGUCACCAAAUAUAAUCAGAAAACAGAUAAUUUUGUUAAUAUCAGCAAAGGUGACGACAGUUAUGAAAAAAUUGAUGAUAUUAUCAAAGACAAUCAAAUUAUCCAAAAACUUGAUGAUGAUAUCAAACAGGAUCAAAUUAAGCAGAAAAUUGGCGAUGUUAGCAAAGAUGCUCAAAAUACCGAAAAGAUCCAUGAUGUUACCAAAGAGGAUGAAAGGAGUGAGAAACUUGAUGAUGUCACUAAAUAUGAACAGAAAAAAGAGAAAAUUAAUGUUGAUAUAAAAGAAAGCGAAAGUCAUGCACAAAUUCAUGGUGAGAGUAAAGAUGACGAAAGUGACGAAAAAAUUGAUGAUGAUAAUACCAAAGAACAAAUUAAGCAGAAAAUUGAUGAUGUUACGAAAGAUGUUCAAAAUAUUGAAAAGAUCCAUGAUGUUACCAAAGAGGAUGAAAGGAGGAGAAACUUGAUGAUGUCACUAAAUAGAACAGAAAAAAAAGAGAAAAUUAAUGUUGAUAUAAAAGAAAGCGAAAAGUCAUGCACAAAUUCAUGGUGA